Protopolystoma xenopodis is the source of this 549-nucleotide messenger RNA. The record is from the annotation of a GenBank genome assembly. NCBI's taxonomy places the organism in Eukaryota, Metazoa, Platyhelminthes, Monogenea, Polystomatidea, Polystomatidae.
AUGACUCUAUUAGUCGGAGUAUAUUUUCAUCUAGCAUCGCGUAUUCGCAUCCGAGCAGCUUUUCUUCACCUUGCCGAUGGAGUCAAGGCACGAUAUGAGAGUAAACGUGCUUUAGCUGGGCAGCUGCGUUGGAUUUCUGCUAUUAUGCCUACUGAGGUGCGCAAUGAGUACUGGAGCGAGCGUCAAAAGUAUCAUGAUUUGCAAGAUUCAAAGAUGUGGGUAUAUUGUAAGGUUUUUGACGAUGUUUCAAUUCUAUUCGCAGAUAUAGUCGGCUUCACAAAAAUGAGUUCAAAUAAGACAGCUAACAAGGUAGUGCUAUUGUUAAAUGAUCUUUUCAACCGAUUUGACGACCUUUGUCAGAAGACUAAAUGCGAGAAAAUCGGUACUCUAGGAGAUUGUUACUAUUGCGUGGCUGGAUGCCCUACACCAAGAUCUGAUCACGCUGUAUGCUGUGUAGAAAUGGGUUUAGGAAUGUGCCGCAUAAUUAAACGCUUCAAUUUAGAUCACGGUGAGGAAGUAAAUAUGCGAGUUGGAAUUCACACCGGCCGA